Molecule: messenger RNA, 3609 nt
Organism: Solenopsis invicta (red fire ant)
Lineage: Eukaryota; Metazoa; Arthropoda; Insecta; Hymenoptera; Formicidae
Product: farnesyl pyrophosphate synthase-like
Exons: 7
Coding region: 601-1674 (357 amino acids)
Biological process (GO): trans, trans-farnesyl diphosphate biosynthetic process
Cellular component (GO): cytoplasm
Molecular function (GO): dimethylallyltranstransferase activity; (2E,6E)-farnesyl diphosphate synthase activity
Source: RefSeq, a predicted model, not a curated record
AAAUGAUCAUUUUUACCUCAUCAUUAAAAAAAUCUAUUUCUAUCUACCUAAAAAAAAUAUAUUUAACGAAGUGAAACAUUGUUUCUUAUAGAUUUUUAUCCUGGAUUGAAAUAUGACCUUAGUUUUCCUCUAGUAUGAAAACGCCCCUUAACAGAAUACCCUCACCACAGCACGAGUCUACCAAUCAUCAUGUACUUGCGCGAGCAAAGUACACGGUGAUUGGUGGACUCGUGCUGUGGUAAGAGUAUUGUAUAACUUUAGCAUUCCUCUCUUAUUGCUACAUCAGUUAAAAUUAAGGAGACUCUACUGUAGUAUAAAAAAACUGCCCAACAAUCGAGCGGCAGAGUGACAACCGAGUGUCCAAACGCCAUACAUCUAUCCGUGCUAUAUACGAGAAGACGUCUAUCACUUCGAGAACAACACCUACGAAGGACCAGUGACUACUCUCCAGCCUACUAACGCAUACUUCCUCCUCACGCGACACGUAACGUUGUAACACGAGUUAGCGUUCGUGAGCGAUAUCAGGCUGUAUCAGAAUAAACACUUCUCUACACACGGACUCCGCCUGUAAGUCUUUUAGAACACUAUAAUACAACAAAAAUGGCUUCUUCCUUAACUCAAACGAUGUGGAUAACGAUGAAGGAGGAAACUCAGGAAAUGAUGGCAGUGUGGCCGGAUAUUAUAAGUGAUGUCACGGAAUAUGUCAGGAAUUUAAACAUUCCUGAUAUUGAUAAAUGGUUGGAAAAAGUAUUACAGUAUAAUGUCUCAGGAACAAAGAAACUGCAUAGCUUAACAUUAAUUUAUGCCUACAAGUCGAUAACGUCUAAUAAACAACAGACACAAGAUAACAUUUACCUUGUGCGGAUUUUAGCAUGGUGUCUGGAAAUGGCGAUAUCUUAUAUGGUCAUGAUCGAUGACAUUAUGGAUCGGUCGUUAUUUCGCCGAGGUCAACCAUGCUGGUAUCGACACGAUGAUAUAGGUUUAAUGGCAAUCAAUGAUGGCUUAUUAGUAGAAAGCACUGUGUAUUAUUUAAUUCGGAAACACUUUAAAGGAAAAGAAUGUUAUGAUAAUUUAGUAGAAACAUUUCAACAGGCUAUAUUUAAGACACUAAUGGGCCAGUUUUUGGAUAUGACCUCGACUUUCAAGAAAUCUAAUCUGGAUCAGUUUACGACGAACCGAUACCAUUCCAUUGUUAAGUGCAAAACAGAGAAUAUGGCAUAUUUGGUACCAACAAUUCUAGCAAUGCAUUUUGCUGGAAUAAAAGAUCCAGAGAUGUUCAAGCAAGCAGAAACUGUCUUGUUAAAAAUGGGAUAUUUGUAUCAAGUUCAAGAUGAUUAUUUAGGUUGUUUUGGGAAUUUCGAAGUUUUUGGCAAAGAUAGUACUGACAUAGAAGAAGGAAAAUGUACGUGGCUGGUUAUUCAAGCUCUUCAACGCGUCACGCCAGAGCAGCGUAAAAUUUUAAAAGAAUGUUACGGAGUUUCAGAUCCAGAAAAAAUAAGACGCGUGAAACAGCUUUUUAUUGAUUUGGAUUUACCGAACAUUUAUUUAAAAUACGAAGAAGAGACAUAUAACAAUUUGAAAGCACAAAUACAGCAAAUAUCAUGCGGGCUUCCACAUUGUUUUUUUUUAGAUUUAUUAAGAAAGACACAUCACAGAAAGGAAUGUCCUGUUUAAAACAUAUCUUGAACAACAAAGUGUUCCAACUAAGCAUUUGUUUUAAACAUUUUUAAAAUAAAUAUUAGAAACCUUUUUUGGUGAACGAUUCAAACAAGAUUAUUUAGGCAAAUAUUCCGUUUUCUUAUAUUUAUAUUCUAUUCUCUUUUGGGAAUUAAAUCUGCCUCAUUUUCACUGUAGAAGACGAAAAUCGUUGAUACACAAACGUAAAUCUAGAUGCAACAUUAAAAAUAUAAACUUCUCUUUUAUCGUCUCAUAUUAUUAAAUCAGUUGUGAUUUACAUUAAUUUUAUUUAUUAAGCAACAAAAUGUCAUUAUUAAGUAACAAAUUGCUAUUCUUACUGUUUUAACAUUUAUUUUAAAAGUUACGUUUAAAAUGUUAGAUAUUAUAAAAUGAAUACUAUGAUAUUCAAAAUUACAAGUAGCAUAUAAAAAAAUAUUUAAAAAAACAGGUAUAUUAAUAUUAUCAAUAACAACAUUUUGUACUGCAUCGCCUAUCCAUAUUGAUAAGUGCUUUUAUAUCAACAAGUAUUUAUAGUAAAAAAUUAGUGCUUAAUUGGUAUUAUAGCUAUUAUUUGGUUCACUCGGGUGCAACAGUUGUAAUAUAUUAUUAGAAUGCAAAGUGUUAAAAUAAUACAACAAUAUCUGUACCGUAAUUUUUAAUAAUUAACAGCAUACAAAAAAUAAUUUAUAGUUUUAAUGAAAAAGUUACUUAAAAAGUAAAAACAGUAUAUUAAUUAUAAGUUCGGCUCGAAUAUAGCGAAAGCAUCAAAAACACUUGAAAAGAGUUAAUUAACGCGUAUCAAGAAAUUUAUAUAUAUUAAAUUUAAUCGUUUAUUUGUAUAUAUGCAACAUUAUAUACAGGGACGUUUCGAUUCUAUACAUCUAUGGAACGUAUUAUGAAUGUCUAAUCGACCUCAAUUCCAUUAUCAUUUUUUCCUAUAGUGCAUGAUACAAAGACAAGGGUAUGCUCAUCCGAUGAUAUCCCUUUGCGUAGAUAUAAGAGAAAAGCACAUGAUCGUCAUCAGAUUACGUUACAUUUACGGAAUAUGAUCGCAAAUCACUAUGGUGAUCAAAUGAAAACGGCAACGCAAAUAACAAAUGUUGAAUUUGAGAAAUAUUACGAAUUCCAGCUUCGCAAAAACAAAUUUAUGUUUAACAAAUUGGCGACAAUUGUACAACAAAAAAUACAACUGCAGAAAUUAUCUCGUGCAAUAAUUCUGUGCCUUGUUCGUACACGAACAUAUAUUCGUGUUCGUAUAAUGAAUAGACAAAUAUGUGAACAGAACAGAAAUAAAAAUAAAAAAAAAAGAUGGUAAAAUUUACUAACAAUAAAAUAUAAUGCAUUAAUCUACACAUUUCUAUCAUUUUCUCUUUCUUGAAUAUAUUUUUUCAAUUUUCUUACAAUAUUUUCAAAUCACCAAUAUUUUCGAAUCUACUAUUUCUUUCAUAUAUUGGUUUAAUUUAAAUAUAAUAAAACAUUCUUUCUUAUCAUUCACAAUACUGAAUGCUGUUUUUUGCAUUACAUGCUUAUAUUUAUAUUCUUUUAAAUAUUCAUUUUAUUCUAUUCUUCACAUAAAUAUUUCAAUUAAAAUAUUGCAAGAAGCAUUAUAGGUGUACUAAAUAAUACAUUCGAAUGUACCGCGAAACAAUGACGUAUCUUGGUGACAAUUCUAAUUAUUCGCUCGACUGUCACGUGAUUUAUCGUGCGCAAGAGCAUACCCUUGUCUUUCUACCAUGGUGUAGUGUAGAAAAUAAACAAGUACUAUUUAUAAAUUUUUAAAAACCAAAAAGUAAUAUUAACAUUUAUACAAUAAUACAUGAGAAUUGCAUGAAGUAAUGUAUAGUCAUUUCGUUGAUCAUAAAAGAAAUAUGCAUGUGUAUUGUUAUUCAGUAUAUUAGCGAAAUAAAGAAUGGAGUUAUAUAUACGACUGUA